Messenger RNA from Phoenix dactylifera (date palm), 2928 nucleotides. Its product is annotated as two-component response regulator ORR21-like. Lineage: Eukaryota; Viridiplantae; Streptophyta; Magnoliopsida; Arecales; Arecaceae. Gene Ontology annotation, biological process: cytokinin-activated signaling pathway; phosphorelay signal transduction system. The record is from RefSeq and is a predicted model, not a curated record. Gene Ontology annotation, molecular function: DNA-binding transcription factor activity; DNA binding.
CUCUCUCUCUCUCUCCGAGAUAUCUUCUUCUUAUUGUAAGGAAAAAGUGGCCUCCAAAAAGGCAGCUUAAUUGGGGGGCCAUCUCGCCUUCUCCACUGCAGCCAUCUCUCUCUCGUGUUCUCUUUUGCCUUCCUCUGGACUCGUCUCUGGUCCUUGGUCUCUUCUUCCUCCCCUUCUCUCUCUGUACGGCUUCAUGCCCCACCGGUUCUGACCGCGAAAGAGAGUUCGGAAUGCUUCAGAGCUCUCCGGAGUGGUUCUAGUUGAUUUCGCCACGGAUCUAGCUUCAAUUCGAUGUAGAAGGUGCGCAGUCCUAGUUCUCCGGUGGAAAGAUAGGUUCUCGCGGCGGUUGGAGCGAUCUGGAGUGCUGGAUCUGGUGGAGUUCCAAGAAGAGAUGGAUCUGGUGGAUUUGGUUUUGGUUGGUAAGAGGAGGGGGGAGUUGAGGUGGUAGGUUUGGUGUGUCUGAAGGGAGAUUUGAAGUGAUGGCUACUGUUCAGAAGUUGCCGGGUUCGAGUUCGAGCACGGCGAGCAGCUACGGUUCCUGCAGGGUGGAUGAUGAGCAGUUCCCUGCGGGGAUGAGGGUUCUUGUGGUUGAUGAUGAUGUGACUUGCUUGAGGAUUUUGGAACACAUGCUACAGAGGUGCCGGUACAAUGUUACAACUUGCUGUCAGGCUACAAAAGCUUUAUCCCUUCUUAGAGAAAGGAAAGGUGGUUAUGAUGUGGUGAUAAGUGAUGUUCAUAUGCCUGACAUGGAUGGAUAUAAGCUACUUGAACUUGUUGGACUUGAAAUGGAUCUUCCUGUUAUUAUGAUGUCCGCUGAUGGGAGAACUAGUGCUGUGAUGAGAGGGAUAAAGCAUGGGGCAUGUGAUUAUUUGAUUAAGCCUGUACGCAUAGAAGAGUUAAAGAACAUAUGGCAGCAUGUUAUUAGAAAAAAAUGGAACGAAAAUAGAGAUCUUGAACAUUCAGGUACCAUGGAGGAAUCUGAUCGUUUUAGACGUGCUGUUGAUGAUACUGAGUAUGCUUCAUCAGUGAAUGAUGGAACAGAUGGUACUUGGAAAUCUCAGAAAAAGAAAAGAGAUGCUAAAGAAGAUGAAGAUGAUGGUGAACUGGACAACGAGGAUCCUUCUGCAUCAAAGAAGCCACGUGUGGUAUGGUCAGUGGAGCUCCAUCAGCAAUUUGUCAGUGCUGUGAAUCAACUUGGCAUUGACAAGGCUGUCCCUAAGAGAAUUCUAGAAUUGAUGAAUGUUCCUGGCCUGACUAGGGAAAAUGUUGCAAGCCAUUUGCAGAAAUUCAGACUAUACUUGAAGAGGUUAAGUGGGGUUGCUCAAAACCAGAGCGUGCUUCCUAAUUCAUUCUGUGGAUCUGUAGAACCAAAUGCCAAAUUGGGCUCAUUGGGCAGAUUUGAUUUCCAAGCUUUGGCUGCUUCAGGUCAAAUUCCACCACAAACUCUAGCUGCUUUGCAUGUCGAGCUCUUAGGCCGACCUUCAGGCAGCUUAGGGUUGCCAGCAGUUGAUCAGCCAGUUCUCCUACAUGCCUCGAUGCGAGCACAUAAGUGCAUUCCUGUUGAACAAGGAGUGGCAUUUGGUCAACCUCUAUUGAAAUGCCAAUCCAGUACACAGAAGCAGCUCCCUCAGUCCAACAUUGUUGUUGAAGACAUGUCCUCUGGUUUUUCAGCUUGGUCUAGUAAUCAAUUCAGUGCAACAGGUACUGCUGGUAAUCUUGGGGCAGUGAACAAAAGUCAGAGUGGUAACUUGCUGGUGCAGAUGUUACAACAGCAACACCCAUACCCUGUGCUGCCAGAAUCUAAUCAUGCAAUUAAUGUACAACCUUCUUGUCUUAUAGCUCCCUCGCAGUCAUCAAAUGGUUUCCAGAUAGGGAACAGUCAUGUUCCGAUAAAUCCGAACUCUACAGUGGAUACUGCUCUGUCAUCCACAAGCUUUCAGGUCAGGAGCAAUGCUCUUCCUGUUAAUCAAAAUUCUAACUAUACUAACAGCAGCACAGUCAUGGAUUACAACCUGAUAUCUUCUCAGUCACAUAAUGUACCAUUGGAUAUGGAACAAGUCUCAAAUGGAGACUUGAAGAAUGUUGGUGUGCUAAAUGGGUACUCAGUUCCAGGAUCAGUUUCACCAUCGGUGUCAUCCUGCUCAAUUCGUACAGAAAGCUGCACUGGUUGGCAGGUGCAGAACUCAAUAGUAAAUGUUGCUCCAGCAAGUAGAUUGCCCACUCACUUGCCUAGCUUGUGCAUUCAAGGAUCUGACUCAAAAACGAGUGCAUUGCCAGACCAAGGACGAGGGAGGAAUCUUGGAUUUGUGGGUAAGGGUACAUGCAUCCCCAGCCGGUUUGCUGUGGAUGACAAUGAAUCUCCAACUAAUGACCCGAGUCAUUGGAAUACAUGCAUUGGUAAUGAAAGGGUCAGAGUGAAGCAAGAGACUGUUUUGGAUUUUGGAGAUGGUUCUGGAGUCGAGAAUUCUAAGUUACCACAUUUCUCUUCGAAUGAUCUCAUGGGUGUUCUGUCCAAGUAGGGAUGGGUUGGCAGGAUGCUACCUGAAAUCCUGAAGUCCUGAAGCUGCUUCAUUAUCCUCAUCAACAUUGAGGGUGCCCAUCAAAUUAUAUUAUCUGUAUAUGAGUAAUUAUACGCUUUUAUCCUAAUGUUGUCUCUGAGAUUGAAUAUAGCAAUCUCUGCUACUUAAUGCUCAUAGGGAGGUAAAUGCUCUAUAUGCUCCUGUGCUUCUUCCCAGGUCGUUGACAAGGAGAUGGGCGUAAAGGAAAGUAAUUUCUCUAUUGUAUGGUAGUUUUUAAUGGCAUUGUAGAAUUCAGGUCACGUCUCUAUAAAUCGUUUAGAUUGUUAGUUUGGUAGAAUAAUUUAUGCCUGUAUGGUAUGCAAACUGAUCCAUUUCUAUAGUGGAAAUGAAGCGCAAACAAGCUGGACGA